Molecule: messenger RNA, 2223 nt
Organism: Aplysia californica (California sea hare)
Lineage: Eukaryota; Metazoa; Mollusca; Gastropoda; Aplysiida; Aplysiidae
Product: activator of 90 kDa heat shock protein ATPase homolog 1
Exons: 9
Coding region: 127-1158 (343 amino acids)
Biological process (GO): protein folding; positive regulation of ATP-dependent activity
Cellular component (GO): cytosol
Molecular function (GO): ATPase activator activity; protein-folding chaperone binding
Source: RefSeq, a predicted model, not a curated record
UCUAACAUGCUGCUUCCGGUUUUACAUUUGUUAGUAUUACAGCAGUUCUAGAAUACUCCCGUGUUUUCGGCGAGUUGCUGAGUAAAAUUCUGUCAAGUUAAUUAACAAACUAUCCAAGAUACAAACAUGGCAAAGUGGGGAGAAGGAGAUCCUAGAUGGAUUGUAGAAGAUCGCCCUGAUGCUACGAACGUAAAUAAUUGGCACUGGGUAGAAAAGAAUGCCACAAACUGGUCGAAAGAGAAACUCAAGGAAUUGCUGAAGGGGCUCAAAGUUGAGCAUGAGAAAGGAACAUGCGAGAUCAAAGAAAUUAACAGCAUUGAAGGAGAAGCCAGUGCAAACAACAGGAAAGCAAAGCUCAUUUUCUUCUAUGAAUUUGAAAUAAAAGGAGAAUGGUCAGGCAUUCUGAAUGACGAUGUCAAGUCAUACAAAGGAAAAUUUGUUAUACCCAACUUGAGUGAGGAGAAUGAGCCAAAUGAAAUUGAUGUGAAUGUGACGGCAGAUAAAAGUUGUGAUGAAGCACAUAAGCUGAAGGAUAUUUUUAGAGUUGAGGGAGCAAACUUGAUAAGAGAGCGUUUGGCUAAAUACAUAGAGGAUCUAAGAUUGGAGUACAGUCAGAACAUCAUCCUACCCACCAAAGGCAGUGAGCAGAGCACAAGUCAGGCGAAAGCUCCUAGCAGUGGGGAGAAUAAGUCGAAGCAGGAGAUGAACAAGUUUGUCACAACAGAAAAACCAGUAGGAGUUGGUGUUCGCAUCACAACUAAAACGCUGACUAUGACAGAAUCGUUUCACUGCCAGCCAUCUGAUCUGUACCGAGCGCUGACUCUCCGGCCAAUGGUGGAGGCCUACAUGGGGAGUGACAUCGUGUUUGAACCAGCCAAGGGUGAGCGAUUCUCUCUGGCUGGAGGAAACAUUGUGGGCCAGUUUGUGGAUUUGGUCCCAGACCAGAAGAUUGUCCAGCAGUGGCGGGUCAAGUCCUGGCCCGAUGAGCACUACUCUGAGGUGACCAUUGAGCUGAAAGAUAAGGACGGCUCCACGCAGCUAUCCCUGAAGCAGACGGGCGUCCCUGACCUGGAACUGGACAAGACGAGAGACGGCUGGAAGGUCAAUUACUGGGAUCGAAUGCGACAGAUAUUUGGAUUUGGGGGGCGACUUUUUUGACAGCUAAACACGCUUUUGAGUAGGUUAUUAUACACAUCACCAUCCAGGCUUGUAUUUAUAUUUUGUUUUUUCAUGAAUCAUCCUUUCAUCUUGAGCGAGUACAUGUUAAAUAAUGUUGAAUGGUGUAUUGCUAGAGCAUGAUAUGUGUGUGGUUCUUCAUGAUUUGUGGAAAUGCCAAGGAUUCUUAGACGCUAAUGUUGUUGUGCAGGUAUUUUUUAAAAUAAAAAGUGAUAGAAAUGACUGAUUGAUGUGGAAUGAGUAGGGAAGGUGUUUCUUGCUUCUUAGCAGAGAGAGACCUACCCAUUCCUCAAGGUUGGUGGAGAUGGAGCUGUUCUCUGGCUAAUAAGCAACACACUGCUUGUAUUAUUGAAUGCCAUUCUGCCUGCCUCCCCCUCCCCCACGCCAUAGUUACUGAUGAUUGAGGAUGCUGUUUAUAUUGAAUACCCCUGUCUGCCAACACUCCCCCCCCUCCCCUCUCACCUCCAAAUUACCUCUAGUAGUUAGAAGUCUAGACCAAUAUCAGGGAUCUCCAGACAAAAACUUCUGAAUGUGCCCUAGUCCAAUGUGUACCUGCCCUGAGCACUUCCACAUUCUACACAUUUUCUAGGGCUUUAUUCCCUAGAUUGGUCGAAAACACACAAAAUGUACGCACAAUUGUACAAACACACGCACUCACACACAUUCACAGAUGCAUGUUCAACAACAUGCAUACACUGGUUCUCUCAAGCUGCCUUGUAUUAGGAGUCUUUUUUACAACAAAAGACCAUAUGUAAGCCUAUGCCUUUUGUGUUCGUAGAAUUUUUUUCUUUUGCUGAAAGCAUCUUUAAAUGGGGCUCAAAAAGUUAUUCUAUCCCUCUUUAGACUUUAAAGACAGAAAUGCUUUUCAAUAUGUCCUCUUUUUUUAUUACUCAGACAUUGUGUCCCUAUCCAUGGAUGAAGGAAGUCGAAUCUUGUCUUUAAGGAUGUGAUUUUAUUGUGUUAUUAUAUAGAAUGGGUUUUUUUAGUUGUUGUUUUUUUUCUCAUACUGCAACAUGUUUUUGAAUAAACUGAUGAAAAAACACUUUC